CGUCAAUUCCUAUCAUCGGCCUCGACGAUGCUACGCUCGACGUGCAAGGCGAUCUCGACGCGUGUGCUGGCGCGCGCGCCGACGUCCUACCUCCGAAGCUCCAUGGCGGCUGCGGCGCUCUUGACGGCGGGUACCGCCAUGACGGCGCUUAGCGAAGAGGCGCCGGCCGAAGCGCCCAAGAAGAAGUCCAAGACGCGCUGGCACACGCGCCAGAAGUACGAGGACGGCGACAAGCAAGCGCAGCUCAUGAACGAGAGCUUGACGCGCUACAAGCAGGACCUCGCGGCCUUUGACAGCAUCGAGACGCGCUUUGACGUUUUCGCCAAGGCCGUCAACAAGGACAAGAAGGACGGCUGGCAAAAGGUCAUGACCUUUACCGACUUCGUGCACUCGUUGGUGCUGCCACGCUUCCGCACGGCCGAGCCGCCGUCGACGGCCUCGUACACAUGCGAGUUUACGGGCGAUGUGAACGGACUCAUUUCGUACGAGGAGUGCCAUCUCCUCGUGCAUUUGCUCCAGAUCCCCGUUGAACACUUUGAUGUGGCCUUUCACAUGUUUGACCUCGAUGGCAACGGGACGGUCGACAAGGCCGAGUUUCUCGAAGUGCUCUCGAGUGUCCUCAACAACAUCAAGGACACGCGCACGGAUCCGUCCAAGCCCACGGAAGUCCACGUCGAAGCGUCGUUUCGGCUGCUGCAGCACUUUUUCGGCAAGCAUGGCAAGAAGAAGAUCACGGCCAAAGAGUUCAUUGCGGUCAUUACGUCGCUCAAGGAACACCUCUUGCGCGCCGAGUUUGACUUGUAUGCGGCCGAGCGCAACGGCGUCAAGUCGAUCUCGGUCCACGACUUUGCCGUCACGCUCAUCUCGUGCCUGGACCCAAAGCACCUCCCGAGCCUCCUCCCGCGCCUCCAGCUCUUGGCCGCGAGCGAUGAGCGCGUGAGCUGGCACGAGUUCGUGCUCUUUCACAGCGUGAUCCAGAACCACCUCGAAGGCAUCAAGCUCGCGUUUGAGCUGCGUCCGGAAGAUGAAGUCAACGAAGAGGACUUCAUCAAGGCCGCGUACAUUGUGAGCGGCGUGCGCUUGCCCGAGCACAUCAUGGCCAUGGUCUUCCGCAUCUUUGACGCCAACGGCAAUGGCACGCUCGACGAAGACGAGCUCCUCAAGAUCCUCGCGACGCGCAACCAAGCGGCGCUGCACAAGACGGCGCCGCUCUCGCGCCCGGCCAAGUUUUGGGCCUGCCUCCACGACGCCUAAGCAGCCUCUCGAUGCUAGCCUUGCUAUUACGAACCAGUGUGUGGUCAGCGCGUGAUAGUGGCAGAGCUAAUCCCUACGUUCGCCAG
Molecule: messenger RNA, 1340 nt
Organism: Saprolegnia parasitica CBS 223.65
Lineage: Eukaryota; Oomycota; Saprolegniomycetes; Saprolegniales; Saprolegniaceae
Exons: 11
Coding region: 28-1254 (408 amino acids)
Biological process (GO): mitochondrial calcium ion homeostasis; calcium import into the mitochondrion
Cellular component (GO): uniplex complex
Molecular function (GO): calcium ion binding
Source: RefSeq, a predicted model, not a curated record